CCGGCCUGGAAGCGGGAGGUCAGCGGCGGCGGCCGGCCCCCUCCCAAGGGAGCCGCGCCAGGUCCCAGCAAGAGCCGGGCGGGAUCGCUAUUGUUUUUGGCGAGCACAUAAAUCCCCGCGCCGACCCUCUGCGCACCCAGGUUUCCUCCCGGAGGCCAUUCGGUUUCCUCUGAGGCCCUAUAUAGAGGCCCCGGGCCCAGGCUGAGCAGAGGUGAGCGUCCGCUCCGGCCUCCCGGACCAGCCUGGGCUCGGAGCGCCUCUCGCCCUCAGGUCUCUGUAGGCGGCGGCUUCUGGGGAGGAGGGAGGCGCCCCCGAGUCUCCCCUCCCGCGAGAGGGGCCGCGCGGGCCGGGCCGAGCCGGGCUGGAGCGGCGGCGGCGGCGGCCGCGGGAGCCGAGCCCGCAGCGAGGGACCGGCUGAGACGCGCGGGAGGCAGGGAGGCGAGGGCUCCGCGGCGCUGUCGCCGCCGCCGCGGCUCACUCGCGGGGAAGAGAUGGCGGCGGAGCGGGGAGCCCGGCGACUCCUCGGCACCUCCUCCUUCUGGCUGUACUGCCUGCUGCUGCUCGCGCGCCGGGCUCCGGGCGCCGCGGCUGCCAGGAGUGGCUCCCCGCCGCAGUCCCCAGGAGCCAGCGUUCGAACAUUCACUCCAUUUUAUUUUCUGGUGGAGCCAGUGGAUACACUCUCAGUUAGAGGCUCUUCCGUUAUAUUAAACUGUUCAGCAUAUUCUGAGCCUUCUCCAAAAAUUGAAUGGAAAAAAGACGGAACUUUUUUAAACUUAGUAUCAGAUGAUCGACGCCAGCUUCUCCCAGAUGGAUCUUUAUUUAUCAGCAAUGUGGUGCAUUCCAAACACAAUAAGCCUGAUGAAGGUUAUUAUCAGUGUGUGGCCACCGUUGAGAGUCUUGGAACUAUUGUCAGUAGAACAGCCAAGCUCACAGUAGCAGGUCUUCCAAGAUUUACCAGCCAACCAGAACCUUCCUCAGUUUAUGCUGGGAACAGUGCAAUUCUGAAUUGUGAAGUUAAUGCAGAUUUGGUCCCAUUCGUGAGGUGGGAACAGAACAGACAGCCCCUUCUUCUGGAUAAUAGAGUUAUCAAACUUGCAAGUGGAACGCUGGUUAUCAGCAACGUGACUGAAGGAGAUGGAGGACUUUAUCGCUGCAUAGUUGAAAGUGGUGGGCCACCAAAGUAUAGUGAUGAAGCUGAAUUGAAAGUGCUUUCAGAUCCUGAGGUGACAUCAAACUUGGUAUUUUUGAAGCAACCUUCCUCUUUAGUCAAAGUCAUCGGUCAGAGUGCAGUGUUGCCGUGUGUGGCUUCAGGACUUCCUACUCCAACCAUUAGAUGGAUGAAGAAUGAAGAGGCACUUGACACAGAAAGCUCUGAACGUUUGGUACUGCUAGCAGGUGGUAGUCUGGAGAUCAGUGAUGUCACUGAGGAUGAUGCUGGAACUUAUUUUUGUAUAGCUGAUAAUGGAAAUGAGACAAUUGACACUCAAGCAGAGCUUACCAUACAAGCUCAACCUGAAUUCCGGAAGCAGCCUACUAACAUAUAUGCUCACGAAUCUAUGGAUAUUAUAUUUGAAUGUGAAGUGACUGGGAAACCAACUCCAACUGUGAAGUGGGUCAAAAAUGGGGAUAUGGUUAUCCCAAGUGAUUACUUUAAGAUUGUAAAGGAACAUAAUCUUCAAGUUUUGGGUCUGGUGAAAUCAGAUGAAGGGUUCUAUCAAUGCAUUGCUGAGAAUGAUGUUGGAAAUGCACAAGCAGGAGCCCAACUAAUAAUCCUUGAACAUGCAACAUGCUGUGGGCAUCUUUCCAUGUCAACAAAUAGAGAUCUGCAUCAACAUUGUUCUUUGUCAAGUGAUGUUGCCAUCCCAACAUUACCUCCCACUUCACUGACCAGUGCCACUACUGACCAUCUAGCACCAGCCACAACGGGACCACUGCCUUCAGCUCCUCGGGAUGUCGUGGCCUCCCUGGUCUCUACCCGCUUCAUCAAAUUGACAUGGCGGACACCUGCAUCAGAUCCGCAUGGAGACAACCUCACCUACUCUGUGUUCUACACCAAGGAAGGGACUGCUAGGGAACGUGUUGAGAACACCAGUCGCCCAGGAGAGAUGCAGGUAACCAUUCAAAACCUAAUGCCAGCAACUGUGUACAUCUUUAAAGUUAUGGCUCAAAAUAAGCAUGGCUCCGGAGAGAGUUCAGCUCCACUACGAGUUGAAACACAGCCUGAGGUUCAGCUCCCUGGCCCAGCGCCUAACAUCAGAGCAUAUGCAACUUCACCUACCUCCAUCACUGUCACAUGGGAAACACCAUUGUCUGGCAAUGGGGAAAUUCAGAAUUACAAAUUAUACUACAUGGAAAAAGGGACUGAUAAAGAACAGGAUGUUGAUGUUUCAAGUCACUCCUACACCAUUAAUGGAUUGAAAAAAUAUACAGAUUAUAGUUUCCGAGUGGUGGCAUACAAUAAACAUGGUCCUGGAGUCUCCACACAAGAUGUUGCUGUUCGAACAUUGUCAGAUGUUCCCAGUGCUGCUCCCCAGAAUCUGUCCUUAGAAGUGAGAAAUUCAAAGAGUAUUAUGAUUCACUGGCAGCCACCUCCUCCAGCUACACAAAAUGGGCAGAUUACUGGCUACAAGAUUCGCUACCGAAAGGCCUCCCGAAAGAGUGAUGUCACUGAGAUCUUAGUAACCGGGACACAGCUAUCUCAGCUAAUUGAAGGUCUUGAUCGGGGGACUGAAUAUAAUUUCCGAGUGGCUGCUCUAACAAUCAAUGGUACAGGCCCAGCAACUGACUGGCUGUCUGCUGAAACUUUUGAAAGUGACUUAGAUGAAACUCGUGUUCCUGAAGUGCCUAGCUCUCUUCAUGUCCGCCCACUUGUCACUAGCAUCGUAGUAAGCUGGACUCCUCCAGAGAAUCAGAACAUUGUGGUCAGAGGUUACGCCAUUGGUUAUGGCAUUGGCAGCCCUCAUGCCCAGACCAUCAAAGUGGACUAUAAACAGCGCUAUUACACCAUCGAAAAUCUGGAUCCCAGCUCUCACUAUGUGAUUACCCUGAAAGCAUUUAACAACGUGGGUGAAGGCAUCCCCUUGUAUGAGAGUGCUGUGACCAGGCCUCACACAGUGCCAGAUCCCACUCCCAUGAUGCCACCAGUGGGAGUUCAGGCUUCCAUUCUGAGUCAUGACACCAUAAGGAUUACGUGGGCGGACAACUCACUGCCCAAACACCAGAAGAUUACAGACUCCCGAUACUAUACAGUGCGAUGGAAAACCAACAUCCCAGCAAACACCAAGUACAAGAAUGCAAAUGCAACGACUUUGAGUUAUUUGGUAACUGGUUUAAAACCAAAUACACUCUAUGAAUUCUCUGUGAUGGUGACCAAAGGUCGAAGAUCAAGUACAUGGAGUAUGACAGCCCAUGGGACCACCUUUGAACUAGUUCCUACUUCUCCACCCAAGGAUGUGACAGUUGUGAGUAAAGAGGGGAAACCUAGGACCAUAAUUGUGAAUUGGCAGCCUCCCUCUGAAGCCAAUGGCAAAAUUACAGGUUACAUCAUAUAUUACAGUACGGAUGUGAAUGCUGAGAUACAUGACUGGGUUAUUGAGCCUGUUGUGGGAAACAGGCUGACUCACCAGAUACAAGAGUUAACGCUUGACACACCAUACUACUUCAAAAUCCAAGCCCGGAACUCAAAGGGCAUGGGGCCCAUGUCGGAAGCUGUCCAAUUCAGAACCCCCAAAGCCUCUGGGUCUGCAGGAAAAGGAAGCCGGCUACCAGACCUAGGUUCUGACUACAAACCUCCAAUGAGCGGCAGUAACAGCCCUCAUGGGAGCCCCACCUCUCCUCUAGACAGUAAUAUGCUGCUGGUCAUCAUCGUUUCUGUUGGCGUCAUCACCAUCGUGGUGGUUGUGAUCAUCGCUGUCUUCUGCACCCGGCGCACCACCUCUCACCAGAAAAAGAAACGAGCUGCCUGCAAAUCAGUGAACGGCUCCCACAAGUACAAAGGGAACUCCAAAGAUGUCAAACCCCCAGACCUCUGGAUCCAUCAUGAGAGACUAGAGCUGAAACCCAUUGAUAAGUCUCCAGACCCAAAUCCUGUCAUGACUGAUACUCCAAUUCCUCGCAACUCUCAAGAUAUCACACCAGUUGACAACUCCAUGGACAGCAAUAUACAUCAAAGGCGGAACUCAUACAGAGGGCAUGAAUCGGAGGACAGCAUGUCUACACUAGCUGGAAGGCGGGGAAUGAGACCAAAAAUGAUGAUGCCCUUUGACUCCCAGCCACCCCAGCCUGUGAUUAGUGCCCAUCCCAUCCAUUCCCUCGAUAACACUCACCAUCAUUUCCACUCCAGCAGCCUCGCUUCUCCAGCUCGCAGUCAUCUCUACCACCCGGGCAGCCCAUGGCCGGUUGGCACAUCCAUGUCCCUUUCAGACAGGGCCAAUUCCACAGAAUCUGUUCGAAAUACCCCCAGCACUGACACCAUGCCAGCCUCUUCGUCUCAGACAUGCUGUACUGAUCAUCAGGAUCCUGAAGGUGCUACCAGCUCCUCUUACUUGGCCAGCUCUCAAGAGGAAGAUUCAGGCCAGAGUCUUCCCACGGCCCAUGUUCGCCCUUCCCACCCAUUGAAGAGCUUUGCUGUGCCGGCAGUCCCACCCCCAGGACCUCCCACCUAUGAUCCUGCAUUGCCAAGCACACCAUUACUAUCCCAGCAAGCUCUGAACCAUCACAUUCACUCAGUGAAGACAGCUUCCAUCGGGACAUUAGGAAGGAGCCGGCCUCCUAUGCCAGUGGUGGUUCCCAGUGCCCCUGAAGUGCAGGAGACCACAAGGAUGCUGGAAGACUCCGAGAGUAGCUAUGAACCAGAUGAGCUGACCAAAGAGAUGGCCCACCUGGAAGGACUAAUGAAGGACCUAAACGCCAUCACAACGGCAUGAUGACCUUCGCCCAGACAUGACUCCAAACCCGAGUCUAGAAGUCUUGGAACUUAGCCUUGAAAACAAGGAAUUGUACAGAAUAUGAGAGGACAGCACUUGAGAACACAGAGUGAGCCAGCAGAGUGGCCAGCACCUCUGUGUGGGGCUGGCUCCAGGCAUGGCCACCCGCCUUCUACUGGUCAGCCUGGAAGGAGCCUGUGUCGAGGCAGCUUCCCUUCACCUGCUGAUACCCUGCAGGACUGGGCACAAUAGGCCAAAGUUGUGUGUCCAGGGAGGAGGCGAGAAGUGCACCUUGCACUUCACUUUGUGGUCAGGCUGUGUCUUUGUGCUGCAACUGCAUCACCUUUAUGGAGUAUAGACAUUGGCAUUUAUGUACAAUUUUAUUUGUGUCCUAUUUUAUUUUACCUUAAAAAAAACAGUAUCAAAAACCAAGGGAGUCCGUGGUGUUCUCCACAAGUGGUUGACAUUUGACUGCUUGUUCCAAUUAUGUAUGGAAAGUUGUUGACAGUGUGGCUUGUUCCAGGGGUUAGCUUGUUUUUUGGUUUUGUUUUUAUUUUUUAAUUCUGAGUCAUUGCAUCCUCUUCCAGCUGUUAAUCCAUCACUUUGGGCGGGGAGGAGCGGGGGGGAAAUGUUGCAUUGCUGUUUGUAAGCUUUUUUAUUAUUUUUUUAUUAUAAUUAUUAAAGGCCUGACUUUCUCCUCUCA
Messenger RNA from Cynocephalus volans (Philippine flying lemur), 5628 nucleotides. It is a transcript of the gene NEO1, whose product is annotated as neogenin 1. Bases 492 to 4925 code for a protein of 1477 amino acids. Gene Ontology annotation, cellular component: cell surface; plasma membrane; axonal growth cone. Lineage: Eukaryota; Metazoa; Chordata; Mammalia; Dermoptera; Cynocephalidae. Gene Ontology annotation, biological process: neuron migration; axon guidance; cell-cell adhesion. Gene Ontology annotation, molecular function: protein binding. The transcript has 30 exons. The record is from RefSeq and is a predicted model, not a curated record.